Molecule: messenger RNA, 5139 nt
Organism: Cephus cinctus (wheat stem sawfly)
Lineage: Eukaryota; Metazoa; Arthropoda; Insecta; Hymenoptera; Cephidae
Exons: 4
Coding region: 3174-4229 (351 amino acids)
Source: RefSeq, a predicted model, not a curated record
UCUUGAUUUCAUUUUCGUUUCAUUCGUUUUCGAUAUUAUUUUUAUUACUUAAAAAAAUUAGUAUAUUUAGACGCUCGUUGUUUUCGCUUCAGUUUAAAUACACUUUGUAUCCUGUACGUGGCACGUAGUAUAUCUACAUGUACAUGUUUGUGAAUUAAAGAGAAUUUGAAUUAUUUUUUCUGUUGAAUGUAUAAAAUAACAUCUUACAUAGGUAUCAGUAACGUAACAUGAAAUUAACGAACUUUUUAUGACGAUUAUAUAAUGUCUCCGGUAUCGGUUAAAAAGAAAUAUCAUUUUAACAAUAUAAUUGCAUAAUCAUCUUGGGGUGUAAUGUAAUAUUGAAGAAUUGAAAUUUGAAAAAUAAUAUCUCAAAAAAUAAUUCAACCACUUGACUUGGCCUAGUAGAUCGUUAAACAUUGGUACACUAACUAUGGUUACCUUGACACGUUGCCCAUAUUUACUGUGAGUCAAAAUAAAGUGUAAAACAAGUUAUCUUAGAAUUCUCAUACACCAGUUUGUCACGAACGACAUAUAAAAAAUGAAAAUGGAUAAAAAUUGUUUUUGAAAGUCAUAAUUAUUGAUACAUCUAAAGCAGGAAAGGGGAAGAGAACCCAAGCAAGGUCAAUAUCUCCGAGGAACAGGUCCCUAAAUCAUGUACCAACUUUCUUUAACCGUGGCGACAGGUCAAAUUGACCCAGUUCCCUCUCUCCCCAUCUUUCUCUCUCUUCCUCCACCUUUUGGAUGUUGAGUAUCCUCAAAUGAUUAUGCAAUACCAAUCACGAGAUACAACAUACCAGAUGGUCAAGUGUUACAAGGAUUUUGUCUUGUUACUAAUAUUGGGACUUAUUUACGUAUGGCCCUUUCUGUUAUCAAGGGAUUGCGUAUUAUCAUUAGCAUAUUUCAUUAAGUACACUGACAAACUUCUAAAAUACAUUAGCAUACAAAUUAUAUAAGACGGUCAAGUCUUACAAGGAUUUAUUUCGAUUACUAAUUUUUGGGCCUUACGUAUAGCCCUUAAUCGACAGAUGGCACCACUGUCGUUAACAUAUAUCCAAAGUUUAUUAACUCAACGACACGUGUUAUUCUGAAUAAGUAAAUAAAGGGUCAAUCACGACAAACGUAUCACCUGAAGUUGUCCAUUUGACUUCUAUGGUAGAACCAACUUCAGGUUGUACGUUUGUACUGAAUAACCCUGUAUGUAUAAAUGAUGCAAGAUCAAUGUAUGGGAAGUUUCUUAUGGACUUAAUCAAUGUUUUGUUUUUGAAAAAAUUAAUUAAUCACAUUACUAAACGGUGGUCAUUGAAGUUUCUAUGGAUGCGGCGGAAAUUGAAAGGAAGAGUCGUACCCAAGGAGGUUUAUCGACCUCUCUGACGUAGAAAACCAGUGAGGUACCCAUGUGUCUUCAGACCGACAUUGACUAAUACUGUAAAACUAGCAAAAAUGAAUAUACAUGUACCAUAUAUCGGUGCAAAGAUCGUUGGACGUUUGUGCAACUUAGAUGAUGGACCAAGGCCACGUCUUUGAAGUGAAAUGUCAAAUAUACAUACACUAGAGCGGAUCAAUGUCCUCGGAUUUUUAUUAGCGUUCAACUAUUCUUUUAUUGAUCAUUAUCAUUUCUAUAAAGUGCAUUGAGCGAGAUGUUACGUUUUUUUCGUGGUCGUCUUAAAAGAUUCACAAAUAUUUUCAAAUAUAUAAAUUUGUACUACCAUGAAACGAUUUUACAAGGUUUUUAUUGAACUCUGUGAUGCAUGAAAUAUACGGAACUUGGAAUUUCUACAUAAUCGUUCAAUUUUCGAAUUUUUCUCAAAAAUUCAAUCACCGAUGAUUGUGACAACACAGAUGACGAUGCACAGCGUUUCCAGUUACUUCACGGCGAAAACCACAAUUAUUCUAAUACGAGGUCGAAUUUAUUCUCCCAUCUUUCGAUAAUACCUUCUUGUGAAAAACUUUGAAAUUUCCACUUUUUCAAGCGCGAUACUUUAUAUCUGAAAUCCGCUUGGUCCUUUGCACAUUUUAUAUCUCAGAUCUCAAGAUGAUUAAUAUGAGAAGCUUGCAAUUGAAACGAGGACGGGAGUUUUGUUUCGAUAUGCUUCUAUACUAAUAAUUCAUUUUUUAAAUCGACAAUUAAUUAUUAAAACGUCCAUGAGCGAAUCUGAGACUUUUUAAUACGAUGCUGCACGAUGAAAAUGUAGGUAAAAAUAAUUAUUACUUUUCAAAGACUAUCGUCUUACGCUCGAAAUACCUUAAGUAACGUACUAUCGAAAGAUAUGGGUAACUGCAAUUUAAACAAAGAAAUUCAUAGGUUUUUCCUAACCGAUUUCUUAACCGGAUAUUUCGCUAUGUAUAUGUAUACAUAUAUGUAUGACUUUAACGCACCUCGCAGGAAUCCAUUCUAAUCUAUUUUACGUAAUUUAAAACUUUUCCGUAUUCACCAAUUCCGUAACGCAAUUCUGUACUAAUGACAUCUGAAGUGACACACUUUCAUCCCGAAGGAUUUUAUCUUCGAAUUCUUCUCCAUCCCUUCUACGCGAAAAUCACUGACGCGUAAGAUAGCCGCACCCGUGGUACAAACAAAAAGACGUUUAUAAUUGUCAGGUAUUUUUCAAGAUUUGUACAAGAAAGUAUGCGAAAUAAAUGCAGGCAAAAUUUUGCGAAUUACGAACUGCGCGAUAAGAAUAUAUUUAAAAACGAAUGAUUCUGAUCAUUAUUUAUUGUUGAUUCGUGUGAAAGUAUAAUGCUACUAAAAGAAAAUCAUUAGAGAAAAUUUUUGAAAAUUUAUUAAGGCGGUUCUCAUGAAAUUCUUAAAAAAUUUAUCAAUCGCAUUAAUCGGGUGGGACUGUGCCACCUAGUACGAUAAUUAGGUAAUUGGCACCAAAAGCAUGUCCGACGUUAGAAUUACGUACUAUCGUCUCACAAUCGGUAUGGACAAACACGUGGUCAGCCUGAACGAGAGUGAAAGUGAAAUGAUCGUUGGUGCCUCGGGUCCACGUGGUUGUGUAGUCCUCGCAAGUACUUGGUGUAGUUGUAAUACAGCAAGGGACGAACAACUACCGUACCAGCAAGAAUUCAAUAACUCCAGUGUUAAGUUCCUGUGGAUUUUGCUGGUUGAAAACAAUGUAGUAAUGUGACGUGCGGUGUGACAUGCAAUUCCAAAUGAUACGACGUAAAAAACUAUGCCUUCCAUCGCUAACAGAGUCAACAUCCUGAUUUGCUUAUUGAUCUGUGUCAUCGAAUGUUCUCAAGUUACUUCUCAACAAGCUUAUUGGAUUCCAUACACCGCUAUAAAUAAUUAUGACAAUUACCAAUUACCGGUAAGAGAAUUUGCUCAAGGAAUUGUCCAGCAGUCCCCAGAGACGCAUUACGAAAAUUUAGAAUAUUAUGAAGGAGAGGACAGAAAGAUAUACAAAAAUCAGCAAGCAAUUCCAUCAGUGGAAUUGCAAAAUAACUAUCGAUUUUAUCAAGUGCCACAAAGAAGUCCACAGGAUCUUUAUUACCGAAAUUUUGUUGGAACAACAGCAAUUCCACGAGAGUAUAAAGAGACCGUACCCAGCAAACAGUAUCGGGAUAAUUAUUAUCAGGACUACCUUCCCCUCGAAUCACAAGAAACAAAGAAGGAGCCCGUGGAUUCAUCAAGGAAUUUCAAAACGACUGACAAAGACGAGCAAUUCCAUAAAAAAAUUAAUAUACUUGAAAAAAUGCUAAUGGAUGUGCAUUAUCGUCCAAGUUCUGAAGCAACGGAAAUCAUGAAUUCCCUGGAAGAUCAAAUGUUAUCAGAGUCUAAAAUUCCAGAAGAUGCCAAGAGAGUCGCCAGGCAAAUCCAGAAACAACGACCAGGAUUCUUAUGGACUCUGGCACGAGUAGCCUUUGAGAGUUUCAACGAUACUCGAUCAGCUUUCAAGCAAAUUGGUGAACUUGUAAACGAUAAUUUUGCACCAGAAACCACUACUAGCAGGACGUCUGUCACUAGCAAUACUAUAGUGAGUUCCACGACAGUAGCAAGUACAACAGUUGAUGAUAGCAAUUCCAACGUUACUACAACAACAAGUACCACUACGGAAACGCCCAAGUUAACUAGGACGGAAUUUCAAGGAAUUGUCAGAAGAAAUCUUCGUGGACUCAUUAGAUUGUUCAAUAUUGAAUGGAGAGAUGCGAUCAACGAUUCCAAGAUCAGUGUACGCGAAUUUCAGCGUGAUCUUGGUAAUCAGAUUCGACCUUACAUUCAAGACUAAAUGAAGCGUACCUGAGAGAAUAUAAUGUUUUUGCUGUAAAACACAUAAGUGGAUUCGACAGUGAGAGAAUAUCUGCAUGGCAUGAACAAGAGUGCUGAUUCAUAUGUACCUAAUGAACUUUACGAAGUAAUGCGGGAGUACGAAUGGCCAAAGACUGAAUUCGUCAAAACUAACACGAUCAUAUAUAUUUAUUCACGUAAUUUAUUAAUUUAUCAAAAUCGCUUGUGAAGUCAAAGCGUCGCCAUUGAAUUUGCAAAGAAAGUCUAUCCAUGGCCCACCGUAGUUGUCACGGGGAAGGAAAAGAGAAAGAGGGAAGAUAAAUUAAAAAAAAGGUCCGCAAAAAUGAGUAUUUUUCGAAAUCGAACAUGAAUACAAAAUUCGCAGCCCGUUUAAGCUUCGUUGUCCUUAAAAUAUAUUCAAUGGUGUAUAUUCCAUUGUAAAUUUUUUUUAAUUUUCAACUUCAAAAUAAAUUUUUUUGCAAAUGCUAAAUCUGUAUAUUGUAUAUAUUGCAUUUCGAGGGAUACAGUAAUCAUAUACGUGAACCUAUCGGACCCAGUAUUAUGUAAUAACGCAAAGUCGGCCUACGCGUGUCUGCUGUGCUGAAAGAAAAAGUAUAAAGAAAAAAGAUAAAGAGUUACAUAGUAGAGAAAGAGGAAGAGAAGGAAAAUAUAUGCCGGCUUCUCGAAUAAAAACGAGAUUCUCCCGAUUGCGACAGUAGAAAGCAAACUCGUGGAAUAUACGAGCGUUGAUUGGUUAGAGGGAUGGCGUGGGAUUGGGCGACGCUUCCCUUAAAGACAGGCUCACUUGUGCGCGCGACAACCACUUAAUCGUCAUUUGUGAACACACGAGGACAUUGCGAUUAAAUUAGUUUACUUAAAAUUUGCGAAAGAAAAGUUGAAGUAAAAAAAAA